Lingula anatina is the source of this 618-nucleotide messenger RNA. RefSeq lists its product as uncharacterized. The record is from RefSeq and is a predicted model, not a curated record. Gene Ontology annotation, molecular function: calcium ion binding. Lineage: Eukaryota; Metazoa; Brachiopoda; Lingulata; Lingulida; Lingulidae.
AUGAGAAUUGAUACCUUGGGAGAUGGGAUAGGAGACGGAGGAGAGGAGAUUGGGAGCGACGAAAUGCCAACUGAUUACCCACUGUUGACAGGAACAGACCACUGGAGACGUAAAAUUCGAACGACUUUUCAGCGUUUGGAUGCCAACGCCGAUGGGUUCCUUACUAAGGAAGACUUUGUGUCCACUGGUCAAACCCUUAUAGAUUAUGUGGGCCUCACUGGCGAAAGAGCUGAGCGCACGUUAAAUGGAAGAAUUGACCUAUGGGCAUCUCUGGCUGGAGACAGAACGCGCAUCACAGAGGAUGAAUACAUCCGUGAAAUUAUGUCACUCAUGAACGGGAAACACUUUCGAGAAGAGUUGCACUGCACUUUGAUUUGUACAGAGUUCAAUACGAUUGAUAUCGAUGGCGAUGGCUUCAUAUCCAAGGAAGAGCAUGCUGCUUAUUAUUACAGUUUUAACAUCCCAACUGAAUGCUCCAAGGACGACUUUGAUGUAAUGGACACCAACGGAGAUGGCCUCGUUUCAAUUGACGAGUUUGCCGAAAGUUAUCUCGAAUUUUGGUUAACCGAAGAUCCAAAUAACAUCUACAACCAAAACUAUGGGCCACUCCUUGAUUGA